AUGGAGGAAGGCGCGGAUAGAUCGCAAAGCUCCCAGCGGGCUCAGUCUGAAAAGUCCUCCAAGGAGCGCCUGGAAGACUUAGUAGUUCCUCCCAAGGAGACCGAUGCCCUCAGCCAGGAGAGCCAAGAGCAACAGAAGGAGAUCCCCAUCCCGGCAGAACCGGCGGAAAGGAGGCCUCUCGGACAGGCCUCCACUGAGUUCCUUUCCGAACCUGCAGUUACGACCCCAACACAAGAAGGCCAGGUAUCCAAAGAGCGCCUGCAGUCAAAAGAAACGUUCCUUGGUUCAACGACGUCUAUAAAAGAAAAGCUCUUUGCAGCUGGAAGAGAGGAUGCCAAGAGUCCUGACAUCAACUUCGAUAAAAGAGGCCCAACCAGUGCUGAAAAACUCUCCAAAGCCAGGACGGAGGCUCAUGCGGAGGAAGUCAGUCCCAAACUUGCUGAAAGGAGCUCCCAGGAACUUGUGCCCUUAAAAACCGGGAGUGCCAGCAGCAGAGAGGGUGCCACAACGCCUGCCUUGUUCCUCGGAAGCCAAGGACCACUAAGUGACAGUGAAGCGACCAGUCUAGAGACAGGGGUGGGGACAUCCCAAAAAGGGAGCGAGACAUCCAGGACCCAAACCACUGCCAGCAGCACAACUCUUCUCCAGGAGGAAGAUUCUAUUGUGUCAUCGGCUUUCCCGGGAAUGUUGUUUGAAGAGAAGACGAAGCCGCUCUCUGAUCACCCCCUUAGCUUGGCAUGGGUCUUUGGCUACAACAGCCAACUCCCUGUUUUCAACCUCCUCGAUGAAGACCAGCAGGUGAUCUUGUAUGCCUCUGCUCACACUGCCGUGAUCCACGACAUCAUCAGGAAUAAACAGUAUCUCCUGCAGGGACAUUCCAGUUGCAUCUCCUGCAUUUGUGUCAGCGAGGACCGGCGGUGGGUUGCAACGGCCGACCGAGGCCCCGAGAGCCUGGUGAUUGUCUGGGACAGCUACUCUGCGGUUCCCGUCCACACCAUCUUUGACAGUCAUCCCGAAGGUGGAGUCGGCACCAUCGCCAUUUCCCACGAUUCCAAAUUUCUGGCUACACUCGGGGCUGGGGAAGUGCAGAAAGUUUCCAUUUGGAGAUGGACCUCGCUGGACACAAAGCCGGUCUGCAGUGUGGAAAUCCUGCCCCAGUUUGGUAUCCAGAAGUACAUUGCAUUCAGCGGCAAAACCCAGAAGGAACUCGUGAGCAACAGCCUGAGCCAAGUCAUCUUCUACACGUGGGAGGACAACGUGUUGAUCUACCACGCUCCCCUGCUGACAGACAAAACUUUCAACAAGGUGGUGGGGCUGUUCAGCCAAUCCCGUUUCCACUUCAACUCUGCCCAAGCGAUCACCAGCACAUCGGAGGGGAAGCUGGUGAUCUGGGAUGUGGUUUGCCCACCCCUGAAGCCUUCCUCUGCGUGUGACAGUCUCUACAACAUCAAAGCCAUCAAGCUGGUACACUUGCAGAAAGACGCCAUCACCGUCCUGGCCAUAACAGACGAGUUCUUUGUGACCUGCGACGUCAGAGGCCAUGUGAAAUUCUACGAUGGGGACCUGCAGCUGAUGCACUGGUACAGCCAGUUUAAACUGGGACCCAUCCAGUCCAUUUCCUUCUCCAAGAAACCUGCGUCCCCUGGCGACAUCACCCAGUACCCCGAGUCUUGCACCUUGGGCGGCAAGCCCUUCAUCGUUAGGAACUUCAUCCUUGCUACCUCGGACGCCUUGGUGAUUCACAUCAAGUCGGAGGGAACAAAGGUCACCAAGUGCCUGGAGGAACCGAAGGACGCCGUUCACACCAUCGUCUGCCACCCCAGCAAGCCUCUGCUGGCCAAGGGGAGCUACUGUGGCCUUCUGAAAGUGUGGAGCUACCUCGUCAAUAAAUACCUUGUCAGCCGAAUUUUUAAGGGCGAAAGCAUCAGCAGCCUGUGUUAUAACCAUGAUGGUUCUUUGCUUGCUGCCGGAUUCCUGAACGGGAGCCUUUACAUCCUUGAUUCCAUAUCGUUGGAAAAUGACCGUCCGGAACCUUUCCAGUACUCAAGAGGCCCCAUCACCAUCGUGAGCUUCUCUCACAAUUCUGAAUAUCUUGCCACUGCAGAUGAAAACUUGUCAUUGAACGUUUACAAAAAAGUUGUCGUUGAGGAGAAGAAAGUCUGGGAUCGCCUGGCUGCCCUGCACUCGCACUACAAGCCGAUUCGCACCCUUCUUUUUGGGGUACAGUUGGACAGCAACGAGCCACGGCUCUUAAGUCUUGGAGAAGACCGGCUCUUGGUGGAAUACGACUUGGAGAAUACCGUCAAAGAUGAGCUGGUGGUGAUCAGAAGAGACCGUAUUGAGCAGAGCGCAGUCCCCAGAUAUAUUGCUUGGUAUCCCCCGAUCACAACUGAGUACUUUUUCCUCACUGUCAAUGAUCACUACAAAAUGAAGAUUUAUAAUGUGACCACAAAGUUGUGCAGGAAGACUGCUUUGGGACCCACGUAUGGCUCUCCUCUUGAGAAGAUCGUUGUCCUCCCGUUGGCGGAGGGCCAGGAUCCUCAGAGACAGUACCUGGCCUACAUCACGAAAGAUAAGAUUGGCCUGCAGAUCUUGCCCGUUGACGGGAACCCGCACAAGUCCUCCGCUUUCAUUUGCCACCCCAUGGGGGUGGCCGACCUCGCCUGCUCCUGCACGGGCCGCUACCUCUUCACGGCGGGGGGCAGUGACGCGACAGUGAUGAAGUGGGACGUGAAUCUUGACGCGCUGGAUGCGGCUGUGUUCCUGGGUGGCAAAGACCUGAUCCCAUUUUACAACCUCUUGGAAGGGGGUAGAGAAGGCGAGUUUUUCAAGGAGCUAGAAGACUACUUUUACUACGCUCAGCUGGUCCAUCAGGGCAUCGACACCAUGGAACCCAGGAAGGUGUCCACCCACAUCCCCUUGGAACAAAUGCCCUUCGUGAUGCGCGCUAUGGGGUUUUACCCAUCUGAGGAGCAGGUUGAAGACAUGUUGAAUGAAGUAAAAUUCAGUGAGUUUCUGGAGACCGGAAAGCAAGUGACCCAUAUUAAUCUAGGGGACUUCAUCAAACUGUACGUGAACCAUCGGCCUGCCUUUGGGCUGGCAUCGAAAGAAAUUCAAAACGCCUUCCAAGUGCUGGGCUACGAGAAUGAGGGCCACGAGGCCACCCUGAACAGAGAUGACCUGCUGUUGCUUCUUCAGCACAAAGGAGAGCACUUGGCCGAAGAGGAGCUGGCCGAGCACCUCGCCACGCUUCUGGGCUUCAACCCCGAGGGGGGCCGUUCGGAGGUUGGCACCUACGAUCCCACAGGUGCUGAUGAAUUCAUUCAGGAAGAAAUCCCAGAGGAAAUUACGGCAGCUCAGUUCACAAAGGACAUUCUCGGACUACCUAUUCCAGAACCGAUGGAAGUGGCGACGGAGACACAGACCUCGGAUGAGCCCACGAACAGCAGUUUCUUGUCACUCAAGUUUCAGUGAUUUAUAUUCUUCACCUUUUUCGCCAUUGCUUCCUUUCUGCCAAAG
Candoia aspera is the source of this 3519-nucleotide messenger RNA. It is a transcript of the gene CFAP251, whose product is annotated as cilia and flagella associated protein 251. The coding region runs from base 1 to 3474 and encodes 1157 amino acids. Gene Ontology annotation, molecular function: protein binding. The transcript has 21 exons. Gene Ontology annotation, cellular component: sperm flagellum. NCBI's taxonomy places the organism in Eukaryota, Metazoa, Chordata, Lepidosauria, Squamata, Candoiidae. The record is from RefSeq and is a predicted model, not a curated record.